UGCUUUCUCCUAUCUGUUGUGGUCGCUGGGACUGAGACAUCACGACGCACGGUGCUGUCAAACGAAGUUAAUGGAGGUCUGACGCAAUGUUAAAAAGCUUAUACAAAUAUACAUACGCUUACUCAUACUGUGCCCCAUCUAGACCCUUCUUCUCAUUUCAUCUCUGAGGUCCAAGCAAGUCGUUAGUUCUGAUAUUCACAUUAAUGUUUGAGAUCAUUCCCAGGGCUGCCCAACGCCUUUCAGUCGAUUCUCAACGGUACAAGUACAUGGAGCUUGCUAUCUCCGUUAUUAGGUGCCCAAGGGUUUAACAAUCCAUGAUAUUUGCUUACAAUUUGUAGAGGUGUGAAAUUUCUUCACAUAUGAUCGUUUAUGCCAUCAGCUUAGCUUCUGUAUUGAAUUUUUUUUACUACCAAUGAGGUGUUGUGGUUGGUUUAAGAGGAAGCCUGAUGGCUCUCAUGGUACUCACGAAAGGCUAUCAACAGAUCCCCCUGUUGAAGCUACAGAAAACACAUCAACAGAUGCUCUUGUUGAAACAGUAGAAAACCCAUCAAAAUAUCCACCUGAUCGAGCACUAGAUCUUACUGUUGACACUACAAAAAGGCCAUUCUCAUCCACAACAUCAAUCGAACCUUUUCCUUCCAAAAAGCCACCACUGACGCCGAAAGAGGUUAUGGACAGCUUACAAAAAGUGGACAUUGCAAGACUUGAUGAUUUCAUCAAUGUCAUUAAACAACUUCUGGAAAGAGCGACCCCUCAAAAGGAUACACAGGACAUUGCAAGCUCAAGUUCUCCAAAUAAAGAUAAGUUGCCAGUAUGGACUUCUCCUAUUGUACAGAGCGGAAAGAAGUUUCUAUCAUUUGUCAAUGAUCAUGCAGAGAAAAUAGAUAACAAGGAUGAAUUUUUUAACUCAGGAGAAGCAGCAAAAAUUGCAGGAAAUAUACUUCAGCAAAUUGGCCAGAUCCAUUGGGCGGUUGCAGCGCUUUCUAUCACAGGCUAUCUGAUAUCAAAAUGUCAAAAGGUGUCUCAGAACCAUACUGAAUAUAUAGAGCUCUUGAAAAAAAUGCUUGAGCUUGCAUCUCAUAUUAAGGACUUGAACGUUCUUAUUCCUGAAGAAAAUGAGAAAUUGGCAAAUGCUCUCCAAUACAUUGUUGAGGGAUCGAUGUUUUGUGCCUCCCAAUUAAAUUCGGGAAAAUUUUGCAGCUUCUUAAAAUCAUCAAUAAACUCUGACACUUUGAGUGGAAUUCGCUCCAAAAUAAGCGAUCUUUAUCAAGAUUUGAACUUCACUGUUAAUAAAGAAAUGUUAAAAGGGCAGCCGGUUAUUCUUCCUCUCUCGCAAGCAGAGUAUCCAAAGGACGCAGUUGGAAUCGAAGAUCAAUUAGAGGCAGUAAAUAAAUUGCUGAACAUGGAAACAACUGAAGAUUGCUCAUCUAUUGUUGUUCUUAUUUGGGGGCUUCGGUGGCAUUGGAAAGACAACUCUGGCUCAGGCUGUUGUCUCCAAAAUAGAUAG
This is a messenger RNA of Cryptomeria japonica (Japanese cedar), 1507 nucleotides long. RefSeq lists its product as uncharacterized. Bases 413 to 1507 code for a protein of 364 amino acids. Lineage: Eukaryota; Viridiplantae; Streptophyta; Pinopsida; Cupressales; Cupressaceae. The transcript has 5 exons. The record is from RefSeq and is a predicted model, not a curated record.